UUUGAUUAUAUGCAAAUCUCAAAGGAAUCUGCUAGAUUAAUGAUAAAUACUGAAAAAGAGAUGGAUAUGUUAAUUUUAGCUAAAAAAAAAUUUGCAAAAGUAAUUUAUCAAAUGGAAAAUACUAUACUUUUAUCAUCUUCAGAAGUGAAAUUUUCUUCUCCAUAUAUUUUAAUGCAUUUAAGAAAUAAAGAAAUAGAGAUAUGUUUUCAUAUAAAUAAAGAUGAUACAUUUAAGUCAUUUGUUAUAAAAGAUGCUUUAGAUUUAGCUAAUAACUUCUCAAAUAGGACAACUUUCACGAAAAAUUCUACUGGAAAAUAUCAUACUUAUGUAGCAAUUACUAAGUCAAAUCAAGUUUUACAAGAUUUUUGA
Funneliformis caledonium is the source of this 369-nucleotide messenger RNA. Lineage: Eukaryota; Fungi; Glomeromycota; Glomeromycetes; Glomerales; Glomeraceae. The record is from the annotation of a GenBank genome assembly.